This is a messenger RNA of Trypanosoma grayi, 1167 nucleotides long. Its product is annotated as ATP synthase mitochondrial F1 complex assembly factor 2. Gene Ontology annotation, biological process: mitochondrial proton-transporting ATP synthase complex assembly. Bases 1 to 1167 code for a protein of 388 amino acids. The record is from RefSeq and is a predicted model, not a curated record. The transcript has a single exon. Gene Ontology annotation, cellular component: mitochondrion. Lineage: Eukaryota; Euglenozoa; Kinetoplastea; Trypanosomatida; Trypanosomatidae.
AUGCGAAAGUUUUUGGUGCCGAGAAAGCUGACCUUCUCACUCGGACUCUCCUGUCAGCUUGACAGCAACUGGCGCUGCUGUUCCUCCACCACCUCUUGGCCCACUUCCACCAGGGGCGACAGCAGUGUCGGCAUUGCGCCGAAGAAACCGAAGCGACGUAUCGUCCCUCACCUUGACGCGUCAGCGUUGCUUGACCGCGUCCCACGGGACCCCGGUGCCCACGCGGAGCUUUCAACAGCCGAGCUGGAGCGCAAGAUUGAAGAGUGGUCAAAGAUGAAUCCCCAGGAGCUCGAGGAGUUGUAUAAGCAACUGGAGAAGCAGGAGGAGGAAGAGAGUCGUGUGCUCACGGAGGACUCGCUCUAUCAAAUGGACGUAUCGAUGCGGGACCGCUCGCGCGCUGCUGUGCGUGUCUUCUGGAAAGAUGUCGACGUGAGCCCGCUUGACGGGCACGAGGGCUGGUACACUGUGCUGGUGGAUGGGCGCAAGGUAAAAGCGUUUGAGUCGACUAAUGUUCUCGCGAUACCGAGCGAGGCGAUGGCGUACUGCUGCGCGCGCGAGUACGCGGCACAGAGUGGCUACCUUAACAAGCUGCUAAUGCCCAUGACAGACAUGUGCAGUGGCGCGCUGACCGUAGCCCCGCAAAUGAUUGCCCCGCGCGUCGAUUACUUGAUGUCCUUCUACCAGAAUGACAACAUGUACUUCCGCGCGGCCCCGAUCGCGGAGGAGCAGGACCGCAUCAUAGGGCCUAUUGCGGAUUGGUUUGCACGCGUGUUUGAAGUGAAUGUGCCGCGAAUUGUUGGCAUCGGCCACGCACAGAUCCCACCCGGCGCCGUGCUAAAGGUUCGGGAUGCACUGCUGGCGAUGUCAAUGAACCCCUACCAGAUCGUUGCUAUGUGCGUGGCGGCCCAAUUUACCAGUAGUCUCCUCCUGCCACUUGCAAUGUUUAAUGGUGUCGUUGACCUCGCGACGGCCUUGUCGAUCAACCGCGCGGAGGAGGGACACAAUACCCGCACUGAAGGACUCAUCGAGGGGUACCAUGACAUUAGAGAGGCGGAUGUUGUCACAAAACUCUGCGCGUGUGCUGUGACGUGGCAGCUCAUGAAGGAUGUACCUCUCUCCAAGUGUCUGGAGGUUCCCCGUACUGCCCUCGCUGAUGAAGCACUCUGA